Molecule: messenger RNA, 3147 nt
Organism: Oldenlandia corymbosa var. corymbosa
Lineage: Eukaryota; Viridiplantae; Streptophyta; Magnoliopsida; Gentianales; Rubiaceae
Source: the annotation of a GenBank genome assembly
AAAAAAUUUCGGGACAUAGUUUUUUAACAAUGGCCUACACGCGCCCGUCCCGGUGCUCCCUAACUUACAAGCACUAGGUGCCCCAUAUAAUUUGCGGUGGCCACGUGUUGUUGUGUAAGCAACGUGUUACUGACUAAGCACACAAUCAAACCGACUGCCGCUCUCUCCUUAGUUCUUUUAUUCGUUCCGCUCUGAUAAAAAAGAACAAAUACUGGAUUUCAUUGUGGCAAUUCGUCGAACAAUUUGAGCGCUGUUCAGCGUGGGGUUCUUUGAUUGAUGAACUCUGUUAACAUUGCCAUCAGUAGGAUUCGCGAAUCCUUCCUCAAUGAGGGGAAUCGUUUCAUGCUUCAAACGGCAGUGUAACAUGCUCCGCCCAACAUCUUCACGUUAUUGCAGCUCAGCUGAGAAAAUUCUCGGCAGGAGUUUGUCAGUGAAAGAGAACAGAUUGAGGCAUGACAAUCGGGGUUUCAUUAAGUAUUCACUCUAUAGAUUCUUUUCUACUAGAUAUUCUAGCGUGCAUGGCGAGAGGCCAUCUGCAGAGUAUGCGAAAUUGAGGAAAGAGUCUCUAGAAAGUGAAUUCGGAGAUUUGCUCGGAAGUAGAUCAAAAAAUGUGUCAACAUUAUACCAUUUUGGUCCAUUCUUUGCAUUGUACAGAGCAGCUAUUAUCUCAUAUCAUGUUUUAAAGCUUGCUGUAUGGCGAUUUUUUGUCCACGACAUGAAGAAGCGUUCAACUAUGUUUCGUGAAACUCUCAUUCGACUGGGGCCCUUUUAUGUCAAGCUUGGACAAGCAUUAAGCACCAGACCUGACAUAUUACCUAAAGUUUAUUGCCAAGAACUUUCGAAGUUGCAGGAUCAAAUUCCCCCUUUCCCAACUAAUGUUGCCAUUAGGUCCAUCGAAAGGCAGUUGGGAGCUCCUAUUUCAGAAAUAUUUGCGGACAUUAGUGAGGAACCUAUUGCAGCAGCAUCUUUGGGGCAAGUUUACAAAGCUCACCUGCACUCAGGGGAGCUUGUAGCUGUCAAGGUUCAGAGGCCUGGUAUGUCACAUUUGUUGACACUUGAUGCCUUGUUAUUUCACAUGAUUGGGGGCCAAUUGAAACGAUUCGCCAAAGCACGGAAAGAUCUUUUAGUGGCUGUCAACGAGAUGGUGAGGCAUAUGUUUGAGGAAAUUGACUACAUUCUGGAGGGUCAAAAUGCUGAGCGAUUUGCAACGUUUUUUGGUGACAGUUCUGGUGGUGAUGAUGAUAGGUCCAGAAGUUCAACCGGGGCAACUGCUGCUCACCAGAAGGCCAAUCACAUUAAGGUUCCAAAAAUAUAUUGGGGGCUUACCCGUCAAGCAGUUCUGACAAUGGAAUGGAUUGAUGGCAUUAAACUUACUGAUGAAGAUCGCUUGAAGAAAGCUUAUCUUAACAGGAAGGAAUUAAUUGACCGGGGGCUGUAUUGCUCUUUGAGGCAAUUGCUGGAGGUGGGGUUUUUUCAUGCUGAUCCUCAUCCAGGAAACCUUGUCGCCUUGGAGGAUGGAUCUCUUGCUUAUUUUGAUUUCGGAAUGAUGGGUAAUAUUCCACGUCAUUUCCGUGUGGGGCUAAUCAGAGUGCUUGUGCACUUUGUUAACCGUGAUUCCCUCGGAUUGGCGAAUGAUUUCCUUUCUCUAGGCUUCAUUCCAGAAGGCGUUGAUAUUCAGGCUGUCUCAGAUGCACUGAAAGCAUCUUUUGGUGAUGGGAGAAGACAGUCCCGUGAUUUCCAGAGUAUAAUGGAUCAACUAUAUGGUGUUAUGUAUGAGUUCAACUUCUCACUCCCUCCAGAUUAUGCACUGGUGAUAAGAGCGUUGGGUUCACUUGAAGGGACUGCUAAAGUACUAGAUCCAGAUUUUAAAGUCGUUGAAAGUGCUUAUCCUUUUGUGAUAGGCCGGCUUUUGGCAGACCCUAAUCCAGAUAUGAGAAGAAUUUUACGGGAGCUGCUCAUUCGUAAUGAUGGCUCAAUCCGAUGGAAUCGACUUGAAAAACUGAUAGCCGCAAUAUCUCAACAGGCUUCUGAGACAGCUGAUGAUUCUCCCACUCUCAUUGAAUGGAAAUCAUUCAAUAUGCGGGCUGUAGUGGCUGCCACAGAAGAUCUUUUCGAGUUUAUCCUUUCUGAUAAUGGUUCCAGGAUCCGUGUGUACAUUGUAAAAGAUAUGAUUAAGGCAGCUGAUGGUUUCCUGAAAGAUGAAUCUCUUUUUGAUGAGGGGCAAUCGGAUUCUCAGGUAUAGCUUAUAUAUCAGAGAAUGUACACUCUAUUUUUGGGCUACACAACUGAUCAUGGUGAGGUUUUUAUGCAUAAAAAUGUACAAAUUCAAAUUUUGUUCUUUUAACGAUAAUUAGCUUUAUCGCUGAGGUAGUUUAAAGCUGAUGUUGCUUAAUUUCCGCCCUGAUUUGGGCUGUUGAACCCAUUAAUUUUCUGUCAGUUUUAACCCUUUGUAUGAUGUGGUUAGCUAAAUCUAACAUUUUCCAACUUUGAUCCCAUAAACUUUCAACCAUUCAUGUCACUGGACAAUCUUUAUGAAAUUUUGCUGCUGACAAAUAAGUUUCUGUCUGCCAUUGGAGGUUUUUCUUUUCUUCUCUUUUAGGUUAUCAUAGUGUGUAUAAUUGAUUGGCUCUAAGUUUUUACUCGUAGUUAGUGAGCAGGGGUUGUCCUUUUCAGUAAUCAGUCUCUUGAGCCUUUUGUCUUAUAAAGGACUGUUGAUUUGGAUCUUGCUUUGCUGUUGGCACAGGAAAAUCAGAUGCUUAUUCGAGUGGUUAAUGGGCUUACAUCAUUGCGGCAUGCGGUCAGGUUGGCUCCCGAUGUAUGGACAGCUAUGUUUAUUCGUAUGUUAAUUAAGCCAGAGUUUCAGAAAUUUUCUUUCUGCAUCUUUUCCGCUUUGUUCACGCAUUUUAGCAAUGAAAUUCCAAACUCUACCUGGGUUUGCCUGUCUAGAUUAAUUCAUAGAUGGAACUUUAGCAACUCGAGACCUUUGUAGUAUGGAAUAUGAUGAGCUGGACCAUUUUGGUAUUUAUGGAAGUGUUAUUAAAUCUCUCCUAAACUUGCCUUUCUGCUGUAUUUAACCCUUAAGGGAGCCUAAUGUAAUGAGGUUGAUAUGAUCAAGUUGGCAAAUUGAUCAUGAAUUUUUUUCUGCAC